AUGGUGUUAGAAUUGCAAUGUAGUUUACAACAAGCGGUGAAUGCAAACAAUGUGCUCUUUGUUUCGACCAGACAGGAUAUGCUUUUCGUCCAGUGGGAACACGUUACUCUCAAAACAUGUGACAUCAUUGGUCGAAGCGUGUUCCGAGCUGAAGAAGUGGCACUAAGUGUAAUGGAUGGUGUGGAGAAUGAUAAAGAAAAGACUGUUGAUUUAACAUCACAAAUUCUCAUGCAAAUUAACAGAGUCAUUUUACGACUUGAUGACGUCCUUGCAAUAUUAAUUCCAAUACACAACAAACUAAUUGGUAACAUCUGUGAGAAGGUGGUGUCUGAUUUAAUUUUUCUUCGAGACUUUGAAAACACGCCAACCAAUUUUGUGUGUAAAUUGGAACUCAUCAAUACGAAGAUGCUGAACGUCUGCGAAAUAUUCAAAGUUGUUAUUUUGGACGAAAUUGAAAUGCGGCAAGAAAUGAAAGGAUGGAAAGAACUGAGGAAGUCGACAGAGUGGAAAUUCCAGUAUUAUCACAACGCGGUGAUCGACUUUGUCAUACAAUUCAAAAAUCCAGAGACAUUCCAAUUUCUCACAGAAAAAGUCAAUGAGUUUGAUUUGGAACAAGACAUUGGAUGGCGUUGUGCCAAUACACAGGAAGAGAAUUUUACACAGCAACUUCUUGAUGGUCUUAAAAAGUCGAUUAAAGAGAAAAUAGAGACUUAUGUGCCAUCGGUAAAGACUUUUACAGAAGAGUGCGUCAAUUUCCACCACUCAUGUGACGUUCUGUUACAGUCUCUGAACCUCUUCUUCUUGUUUCCCGAGACAAUCAAAAAGGUCAAACAAUCUCUUGAAAUCUACUGCACAAAUUUUAAUUAUUUGCUGAUGGAAAUACAGCUGUUUGACUAUAUGAGCCAUUCUAUAUCAAAGAUCCUUUGUAAGAAGUGUGAGUCACUGAGUACGUUCAUCAAAGAGUUGUUUGCGUCCUUAGACGGUGAAGACUUUGAGGUUCAAGUAAGGAAAAAGCUUCAAACUGUUUAUUGUGCGCUGACUGAAAUUGCUGGAAUUUCGUUUGUGCAGAAGGAUCAGACGGACCAAGUCAUUAAAAUACUCUCAAAAGCGAUUUCACGGAAAAACAGAGAAAUUAAAUACGAUGCGGACACCUUUGCGUUUCUGUUACAGACCGCGGAGAAGAUUUCAUUGUGUGGGAAGGAACCAUUUAAUAUUAUAUCAGAAAGCAUCUCGAAAAACCCAUUAAACAACGACACUAUUUCCACACAACGAGCAUUUGCACAGAUUUAUAUUGUACGAAAUAUAUGGCAAGCACAAAACGCCAAUUUGACAAAGAAAGGGUGUGCAAUAUUAAAGAAAGUGAUCAAUAUCCACAUUGUUAAGAACUUGGAUGAACUUGCGAUGACACACGACCAACUCCUUGUGGAGGAGAAAGAAGUUUUAAUGCACUUUGGGUCGAAUUCAUUUGAGUUUGUUGGGUACAACGAAGUACACGAAAGAAGGACGAUUGGAAAAAUGACGCGUUACAGAUGUUUCACAUCAUUUAUAUUUAUGUGUUUAAAAAAAUACUACAUCCAGCUUAUUAAAAUGUUCAUAAUGUCAAUGACACUCAUCAAAGCAUUUGUUGAUAAGAAACAAACAGAAAGACAAUUGUGUGUGAUACUCAAACAACUUGAAUUGACUUAUCCCGUUGUGGAUUUAUUGUUUGACAUAUUGGUUGGUUUUGACGUGGAAGUGGGCAACGUGUUGGUUAAGACAAAUGUGAAAAACAAAAUGACGAACGUCAUUAUGCAGUCUGUAAAGUUUUUCGAGAAACACAAUGUCUUGAAAACACAACAAUUUGAUGAAGAGAUGUAUGAAAACAAGGAGGAGUUACUCAAGGACUUUAGAUCGAUUCAAAGCUUCUUACAAAUCACUGAAUCUCAGAUACACAGAGUUGUUAUAGAAGAACAACUCUUUGCUUCUAACAGACAGAACUUCAUGUUAGCAGUAGACAUGUGCCUUGGAAACACAGAUAAUGAACAGAUAAACGCAUUGUUUGAUUCUCAAAGAGACUUGUUGACUCAGGUUGGGAAGCUCUCGAAACGAACAGUGCCGUUCUUUUGUUUUGGCUAA
Messenger RNA from Entamoeba invadens IP1, 2115 nucleotides. RefSeq lists its product as hypothetical. NCBI's taxonomy places the organism in Eukaryota, Evosea, Mastigamoebida, Endamoebidae. Bases 1 to 2115 code for a protein of 704 amino acids. The transcript is spliced from 5 exons. The record is from RefSeq and is a predicted model, not a curated record.